Cryptococcus amylolentus CBS 6039 is the source of this 1278-nucleotide messenger RNA. RefSeq lists its product as hypothetical. The transcript has 10 exons. Gene Ontology annotation, molecular function: protein binding; ubiquitin protein ligase activity. Gene Ontology annotation, cellular component: cytoplasm; GID complex; nucleus. Bases 1 to 1278 code for a protein of 425 amino acids. The record is from RefSeq and is a predicted model, not a curated record. Lineage: Eukaryota; Fungi; Basidiomycota; Tremellomycetes; Tremellales; Cryptococcaceae. Gene Ontology annotation, biological process: proteasome-mediated ubiquitin-dependent protein catabolic process.
AUGGCCCCAGCGAGCAACAACCCCCUCGUUAUAGAGGAACCCCUCAUCAGGACAUCCUAUGAACUCCUGCGAAGGUCACACAAGUCUGCCCAGAGACAAGUCGAGAAGGACUUUAAAGCUGUAGACAUCGGUCUAUCGAACCUACUAAAGUCUCUGAACGACAAGUCCGCGACCGAAGAUGGACGGGCUGCUAUCGUUGCCAAGCUGGACCAGAUAUCCGAGAGGCCGAAGGGGCUGAAGCGGAAGCUCGACGAUAUCCAGCCGUCAAAGGUCAAUCCCACAGCUCUGUCGUCCAGAGUGGCAUACAUGGAACUAGCCCAUCCGGGAUCUACUAAAGCUUCGGCCAAGAAGAGCAAAGCCAAAGCCGAGGUCGCUGUGGAGCCUGAAGAAGGCGAGUCCUCGAGAGCAGAGGAUGCGAAAGAAUCCAAGGACGCGAUGGAAGUUGACCAGGCAGAUGCUGCUACGAUGAUCAAGAAUGCAAGCCAAGGCUCUCACCAAGAUACGUGCACUCUUGACAGAUACAUUGUGGACUACCUCCUCAGGAAGGGUAGACUGGAAAGCGCCAAGGCCCUUGCUCAGGCUCAGCACAUUGAGGCAAGUACAUAUGACGUGCUGGUCGACAUUAAGCUGUUUGCUGAGCUUGUCAAGAUAGAGAAGGCAUUGGUCGAGAAUCACUCUUGUGCAGAAGCGCUCGCCUGGUGCGGCGAGAAUCGUGGUACCCUUAAGAAAACCAAGAAUAACCUCGAGUUUACCGUCAGACUGCAAGAGUUCAUAGAGCUCUGUCGCAAGCGGGACACUACUGCUGCUGUAGCAUAUGCUCGGAAGAAUCUGUCUAGCUGGGCUGCGACACAUAUGGCUGAUUUCCAGAAGGGUAUGACCUUGCUGGUGUUUGGAGAGAGGACUGGAGUGAUCGGCUAUAGAACAUUGUACGACCAAUCUCGCUGGGAGUCUGUACGAGACCAAUUCAGGGAGACAUUUCUCGACAUUUACGCUCAGCCGUCCCAGCCCCUCCUCUCCCUCUCACUCUCAGCAGGCCUCGCCUCCCUCCGCUUACCGUCUUGUGUCCAUCACACCCGCAACGUCGACUGUCCGACUUGUGAUGAGAACUUGAGAGUACUGGCAAGUGAGGUGCCGAUGAGCCACCACGUCAACUCGACUAUCGUCUGUCGGAUCAGCGGCGAGGUUAUGGAUAGUGAGAAUGGGCCGAUGGCGUUCCCGAAUGGUUAUGUGUACUCUUACAAGGCGAGCCCUAAAGGAGAUGGCCAAGAACAACUUUGA